Molecule: messenger RNA, 4149 nt
Organism: Grammomys surdaster
Lineage: Eukaryota; Metazoa; Chordata; Mammalia; Rodentia; Muridae
Product: RNA-binding protein 14
Exons: 4
Coding region: 997-2082 (361 amino acids)
Biological process (GO): mRNA splicing, via spliceosome
Cellular component (GO): nuclear speck; cytosol
Molecular function (GO): mRNA binding; zinc ion binding
Source: RefSeq, a predicted model, not a curated record
GUUGGGGUGGGGGGUCAAUUUUCAAUCUCCAUGUCUCACAUCUUUUGGGGAUGUGGGAGGCUGUUUCCUAGAGGUUUUAACCUCAAUGCCUCCUAGGUCUCUGACCAGCCUUUGUCUGGGCCAUUAUACUGUUAUUGAAGCUGGAUCCACUAACUUUUAGAGUUUUUAGAUCACCUACAGAUACUUUUAAUUUCGGGAUAACUUUGGGACUCAGAAAGACUAAAUUGGAAAUUGCCCAAAGGGGUUGAUUUUUUUUUAAGUAGGGGCAGGAUCUUGGCUAUUUAUUGCGGGAGGUCUGUGUAGGUUGGACUGAUGCAGCAUCCAUGCUGCAGGGCGUGGUGGCACUCAGUUGGAGAGGAAUGCGGAAUCAUGGGUAGGCGACUUGGAUCCUGUCAGGGUGUGGACGUGUAAGUGGCAAAAUGUGAAAGUUUAACAAAGAGUCACGAAGCUACACAUUGCCACACUAAGGCACCUUGCUCAUUCUGCCUAAUGGCUGGCCGCGCUUCGAAGAAUUCCGCGUUUGUAGCUCCUCCCUCAGAUGGACCUCUUGCCCAAUCAGUGGCUUUGGUUUCACUAGGCUAGGUGCUCAUUGGCUGUCGUAUAAAAGCUCCCGGGUACUGACGUUUCCACCUCUUCCUGGCCUCUCAGGUAAUUGGCGUUCCGGGUAACCAAUCAGGAAGAGGAUCUCCGGGAACGCCAGCCUUUUACUUUACCGAACGGCCAAUCCAGUGGGUAGGUUCACCUCUCUUUCUACCCAGAGUCACUGCUGUGGCCGCCGCCAUUUUAGCGUUUUGUCAGAACCGUCUGCGCUGCAAGGAGGAGGACCUGCAGAUUUCCAUGCGGUGAGAGACUCCACGUUCUUCCACUGUGUCCUUUGCUCUGUUAAAAACUUAACUCUACUCCCUUGGGCAUCAGGGUUGUCCUAGUGGGGUCGCGGUGUGCGCACCCGUCCCUGAGAACCGACAUCGGUCCUCGACUUAGUGCGGCUUUGUGGAGAUGGUGAAGCUGUUCAUCGGAAAUCUGCCCCGGGAGGCCACAGAGCAGGAGAUCCGCUCACUCUUCGAGCAGUACGGGAAGGUGCUGGAAUGUGACAUCAUUAAGAACUAUGGCUUUGUGCACAUAGAGGACAAGACGGCCGCUGAGGAUGCCAUACGCAACCUGCACCAUUACAAGCUGCACGGAGUGAACAUCAAUGUGGAAGCCAGCAAGAAUAAGAGCAAAGCUUCAACCAAGUUACAUGUGGGCAACAUCAGUCCCACUUGUACCAACCAAGAGCUUCGGGCCAAGUUUGAGGAGUACGGCCCAGUCAUCGAAUGUGACAUCGUGAAAGAUUAUGCCUUUGUACACAUGGAGCGGGCAGAGGAUGCGGUGGAGGCCAUCAGGGGCCUUGACAACACAGAGUUUCAAGGCAAACGAAUGCACGUGCAGUUGUCCACCAGCCGGCUUAGGACCGCGCCCGGGAUGGGAGACCAGAGCGGCUGCUAUCGGUGCGGGAAAGAGGGGCACUGGUCCAAAGAGUGUCCAAUAGAUCGUUCGGGCCGCGUGGCAGACUUGACUGAGCAGUAUAAUGAGCAGUAUGGAGCAGUGCGUACGCCUUACGCCAUGAGUUAUGGGGAUUCAUUGUAUUACAACAACGCGUACGGAGCACUCGAUGCCUACUACAAGCGCUGCCAUUCUGCCCGGUCCUAUGAGGCAGUGGCAGCUGCAACUGCCUCUGCAUAUAAUAACUAUGCAGAGCAGACUUUGUCCCAGCUGCCACAAGUCCAGAACACAGCCAUGGCCAGUCACCUCACCUCCACCUCUCUCGAUCCCUACAAUAGACAUCUGUUGCCGCCUUCAGGAGCUGCUGCAGCAGCAGCUGCUGCUGCUGCUUGUACUGCAGCUUCUACUUCAUAUUACGGGCGGGAUCGGAGCCCCCUGCGUCGCGCCACAGGCCCAGUCCCCACUGUUGGAGAGGGCUACGGUUACGGGCAUGACAGUGAGUUAUCCCAAGCUUCAGCAGCUGCUCGGAAUUCCCUGUACGACACGGCCCGGUGUGAGCGGGAGCAGUAUGCGGAUCGGGCUCGGUACUCGGCCUUUUAAAGUGUGAGGUGGGAUGUGUGUGGGCUGACAUUCCAAGCUGCGGUUGUGCAUGAGAAUACACCCUCCGUGGUACCCCAUCUCCGGGAUGUUCUCGGCUCUGUGCAUUCAAUCCCUCAGGAACCAUGGACCUUAAUUUACCUUGUGAAGUUCUUUGUCUUUCCUAUUCUCUCUCCUGCUCAACUUCCUGUUUUCCUGUUUAUUCUUCUGUAGCUUCCCACUCGAGUUCUGUUCUCCCAGCAUGCCUCCUAUGCAGAAACUGGUAGGGGCUGUGUUGUCUUCCCUGCCUCCUGACUGCAGUAGGUAUUGGAUUUGGGAGUAACCUUGAUGAAAAUCACUGCUCCUAGUUUUCCUUUUUGGCCCAAAGAUUAGACUUAGAAAUUUGGAAUACUUUCCAGUGAAAUAAAUGGUUUUUCAAAUUAGGGUAUGUGUGCUUUGAGAAAGUUCUUGUUUGGGCUUGUUUCUGGGUUCUUUGUUUAUCUGUACCCUGAACAGAAGAUGGGGGAGUGUUUAAAGUUGAAGCUACUUAGCUUUGGCUAACACUGCUGAGGUUUUUAAGUUUUGCUUUUUAAAAUAGUAGAUGACUUUACUAAAUAAAAAAAGAGGUUAUACAGAACUCAAGUAGGCAUCUUUGUUUCAAUGAAGACAUUUCCUACUGGUCUCCUUUAGUUAAAGCCAGUUAACUAGUGGUUUAGAGCUAUAGAUGUUUACUUGCUGGAGAAAUAUUCAUUGUGUAUGCUUGCAUCUGCUGUUAACACUCAGUAAACAUAUCUCCCUUGACUUAUUUUCAGGAAAAAGGUGAAGGUUUGAGGAAGAAGAGGUAGCUUUCAUCUUUGGGAAAAAUGAAGGUAUGGCUCCCACCAGAGUAUAUUUAGCUACUCCAUAGGCCAGAACUACCUCAUGAUGCAUUUCACUAUUUGUAUAGUUCUGCCAAAAUCAAGAGACUACACGAGUAAUUCCACAAGCAUCUUGUAGCUUGUUCCUAAUGGCUUUAGAUGAGGUAUAAAGGGCCCAGCAGCUCCUUUAUAAGUGCUUGAUAAGCUUACUGAGUCUUCCACAGUGAGGACAAGUAUUUGAAUGCAGUGAGGAGCCACUGUCUUAGUGUCAUGUUUUUAUUAAAACAGUUUUAUCUUUUCUGUUUUAACAUAUAUAGGGUCAUGUCUCAGAAUCAUUUACUUGGCUACUACAGGAUGCCUAUGUUAUGCCAGGCAUGCUUUUAGUAAAGUGCUUACAAAUGAUAAAAGGAAGUAAAGAUGACAGAAAAGAGCUGCUUUUGUCUUGGGCGACUUCAGGUUUUUCUACUAGCUGCUUCUGUCUAUCUCGUUGAUUCAUUCUAAUUUAUAGACAGCUGGGAUUGUGACAGCUGUCGGUGGACAAAGAUAAUUUUUUUGUAGUGUGAGACCCUGUGCUAGGUGAUGUAUGUGUUCUUCAGUCUUUCCAGGAAAUGUUUUUCUUAGCAUAUGUUUCCUUCCUGGCUGAAUUGGUUUUCUUUGCCACUACCUUGGAAAGGUUCAUACCUAUGUUGGUUCCUCUUUCUUUAAUAGAUAGAUGUGAUUACUGCUGUGCUUUUACAGUUUUAGCACAAUUUCUUGAUGUGAUGGUUGGGAAUGGCACAGUCUCAGAGGAUAGAGACUUACUAUUUGUUGAUUUAACAGGCUUGAGGAUACUUUCACAGAUGGUGACCCAGGUGCUGGGGAUUUUAGAGCUUUUUGGGGGGUACUUAGGUCUGUUUAUAGUGGUGUAUGCCUUUUUUCUAGCAUUUGCAAAGCAGAGACAGGCAGAUCUCUUGAGAGUUCAAGGCCAGUCUGGUGUACAGAUUGAGUUCUUAGGGAGUCAGAACUUCAGACUGAGACCCAGCCUCAAAAAUAAGAUAAAAGUGCAUAUCAAAUGGAACAUCCCAUCUGAAUGGAUUAUUUUUAUUGACUUGUUAGGAUAGCCUUGGUGAUUUCUUACCAUGUUGCUCAGGUAAUCCUCCUGCCUCACCUUCUGAGUAAUUGGAGCUAAAGGUGUACAAACUACAUUGUGCUCUACUUUUUACAUUAUUAAAACAUUCAAAGAGAUGAAAAUUUA